GUGGUAGACAAGCCGCGGUCAUUCCUCCCACGCGUUCGAAUAUGACACACAAUCAUACCGUUGCCAAGGUGACCACAUGACAACAAAGUCAUCUCGAUCUCAGCUGCCUUACAGCACAGGUCACGAUAACGCCAUGGCGUCCUUUCAAAGCGACUUUGAAGACUACAGCGAUGGAGAAGAGGCCACGAACCGGGGAAGACUGUCUACAGUCAAAGAGGAGGUGGACGAAGAGUUGAGUGAUUGGGAGUGGGACAGUGAGGAUGAGGAUGAUGAUUUUGAGGAUGAGAAAGAGAAGAAGGGAGAUGAGAAGAUGAAGGUGAGAGAGGAGAAGACAGAGGAGGAAGACAAAGAGAAGAGGAAGAGAGAGGAGGGAGAGAAAGAUAACAACCUGUCACCUCCAUCUGGAUAUUCACGACUGAAUGAAGAUAGGUUACAUGCUGCCCUGAGGCGUGAAAUCCAAGAGCUCAAGGCAAAGCUUGAGGAGAGUAACCGAACAAUCCAGGAGUUAGAAGAGGAAAUAUUGGGGGAAAAGUCCUUUCACAAGGGCAUGUUCUCCAUGAACCAAAAACUGAUGAGUGAUCUGGAAGAGUUGAGAGAGGAAGCAGAAGAGUUGAGGAAAGGGAAAGAUGAUAUAGAAGCCGAAGUUGAAUACGAACAAGAGAAGAAUAUAAAGAUGCAAGACCUCCUUCAGGAGUUGGAAGACGAAAUAAAGGGUGAAAAAGCCUAUCACAGGACCAUGCGGGUCAUUAACGAGAAACUGAACAGAGAGGUGGAAGAGUUGCGGGAGGAAGCAGGAAAGUUGAAGAAAGGAAAAGAUGAUAUUGAGGCCGAAGUUGAAUACGAACAGGAGAAAAAUAUAAAGCUGCAAAACCUAGUGCAUGAGUUAGAGGAGGAAAUACUGGGUGAAAAAGCCUAUCACAAGAGCAUGGGGUCUAUUAUCGAGAAACUCAGCAAUGAUCGAGAAGAGUUGAAGGAGGAGGCAGAAGAGUUUGAGAAAGUGAAGAAUACUCUUGAAGCAGGCAUUAAACACGAACAAGAAAAAAAUGCCAACCUGCAAAGGGAGCUGGAAGGGACAAAGAAUGCUUCAGAGGAAUUUGCAAAAGUGAAGGAAUCUCUCGAGGCCAAGGUCCAACAUGAACAAAAUGAGACUGCACGGCUGAAAAGGAAACUGCAAGAAACUGCAAAGAAUGCAACAGAAGCGUUCGCAAAAGUAAAGGAGUGUCUCCAGGCUAAAAUUCAACAGAAACAAGAAGAAAAUGCAAGUCUAAGAAAGGAACUGCAAGAAACUGCAAAGAAUGCAACAGACGCGUUCGCAAAAGUAAAGAAGUGUCUCCAGGCUACAAUUCAACAGAAACAAGAAGAAAAUGCAAGGCUUAGAAAAGAACUUGAGGAGUCCAAGCUCGCCGAGGAAGAUCGUGUGGGAAAGAGCAAGACCGAGAUGCGAGAUAUGUUUCAAGAAGAGCUGGGGAAACUGGAAAUGUUUCAGUGUGCUUUAAGGGAUGAGAUUGCUGCGUUGAAAAGGGAAAAUGAGGCCCUGGAGCGUUCAGUCAGCUUUCUUUCAGACAAGAACAACAAUCUCACCAGAAAGCUAGAUUUCGCCAAGAAGGCAUACAGCAAGGUUCUGGCGACACUUCAGAAGCUGCAAGAAGAUACAGACCAUAGCAGCACGGCAGAGGACACCGAGGACUCAUCUUCAGUUGAGUCACUGGAGCUGACAAAGGACAACAGCACAGUCACUGAGGAGCUUGCCAACCUCACCCUGGAAAAAGCUGCACAGGAGAAGGAAAUCCUAGAGGCAACUGUGCAGCAGCUGACUUUGGAAAAUAAGAAACAAGCAAAGAUGUUAGAGGAUAGAGAACAGCUGCAGGCUGACCUGGAGACCAGCAAUAAGGCCAUUCAGCUGUAUCUUUGCGCGAGCGAAAAGCUGCUGGCUGAGAAUGACAGGAUAACCAGGUAA
Branchiostoma belcheri (Belcher's lancelet) is the source of this 1957-nucleotide messenger RNA. RefSeq names its product trichohyalin-like. The transcript has 19 exons. NCBI's taxonomy places the organism in Eukaryota, Metazoa, Chordata, Leptocardii, Amphioxiformes, Branchiostomatidae. The record is from RefSeq and is a predicted model, not a curated record. Bases 77 to 1957 code for a protein of 626 amino acids.